Molecule: messenger RNA, 1974 nt
Organism: Linum trigynum
Lineage: Eukaryota; Viridiplantae; Streptophyta; Magnoliopsida; Malpighiales; Linaceae
Source: the annotation of a GenBank genome assembly
CUAUUACCAUUUACCGUUUCCUCAAUAGGUUUGCCUGGGGUGUUUAGAAGGUUGAUACUUAGCUUACCUAAUUCGUGGUAGUGAGCCUGACGCUCCCGCUCCGACACGUGAAAGCGCGAGUUGCCAGCAAGUCGGCAAAAAUUCACGAUCUUAACUUCCCUGGAGCGCGGAUUGGAUAGAAUAAUGGUGUUUAGUAAUAAGUCCUGCUAGGUUUUAGGUGCUUCUUCGGUGCUUGGAGUCUUGGACUACGUACCCCAUUAAAAGAUUGGGUAACAUAUAUGUUGGCUUAAUUAAAGGUUUUAUUAUUUUAUUUUAGAACCAUCGUUUAUACUUUAAAGUUGUCAUUAAUAAAACGUUAAGCCAGGUUAUAACUAUGUAUAUAUAGUAUUGUCCAUAUCAUCAAUUUGUAUUACACAAAGAUUUUGUAAUUGCAAUGUAAUUAGUUAACUGUCAUAACUUGAUUUUAUUAUAGACCACACAUUACAAAAGCUUUACAUCACACCAUUGUAUAACAAUCACGUAAAUUAGAGAUACAUCAUACAUUAUAAAACAGCCAUGGAGGGAGAGUUUAUUACCGUAGCGAAGUGCGGGACAACAGACUAGUCAUCAUAAUAUUGCCAUCAAGGACCACAAAGAAACUUAUGAUUUUAUUCCCAUUAGAGUGAAUUGCAAGUUUGGUCACUCAUAUUAUCUAUUUGUAACACUUUAGCCACCCUAAUCAUUUUCUCUUCAAUUUGGUGAUCAACACUACACAUUUAUGUCAUUUUUGGUCACUUGCCGUCUAUCUCCGUUAAAUAUGUCUUAGGUGGCAGUCAACUCUAACGUUUGACCGUUAAAAUGCUGAUGUGUCAAUUAAAAUAUAUAUAAAAAUUUUACUUUUUAUUUCCAUGUCAUACUAGAAUAUAAUAGAUAUUUAUUUUAUUAAAAUUAAAUUAAUAUAAAUAUAUUAAUAAAGAGAGGCCGGCGUCGUCCUCCCCUCUCCGUCCCGCACUUCGCCGCCAAUCUCCUCUAUUUCUUCCUCUCCCUGUUUUUCUUUCUAUUCCGACGAGGCAUUCCAUCAACAGGGAAGUGGAAGCAAUGAUCUCCCGGCCCCGCUUCCUACGAUUGCUGCUUCUCCGGCGACAACUGCACCCACGCCCUCAAAUCCUAAUGAACCUCACUCAGCUCCAGCUCAACAACCUCUCCGUCACUAAAGACGGUGGCAAGGCAUUCGGCCUCCUCGUCGACCUCGCCUCCGACCGAUUCUCUACUCCAAUCCUCCUCCUCAUCGGCUCAAUCGAAGGCUUGAUCGGGUGCGGCGUCCAGUGGCUCAAUCGAAAGCCUUCCUCUACCUCGCCUCAAUUCCUCUGCCUCCCGCAACCAGUCUGCGAGAUCUUGAAAGGAUUCGUCGGAUUGUCAACCGCAACCUUCACAGAUCUCUGCUCCGCCUUCUUCUCCGAAGACCCGGCGAAUUUCCUCCUCAUGCUGGCUUUAGUCCCCUUCGUGGUCUGCCUCGCCGCCAUCUUCUUCCUGCGCGAGAUCCCGCCUGCCACUACUUUGGCGGAGGGGAAGGAAGAGGGAAAGUAAUUCUCCGCUUUCAAUAUUGUCGCCGUGGUAGUCUCUUUCCUCCAGCUGGCCUACGAUUUCACCCGCAAUCCGAUCCGUAGACUCUUCCUAGGGUUCGAACUUCGAAGUCACGCUCCUCGUCUCGCCGCUCGCCUUACCGGUCGAGAAUUUGGUAAACGGAUUGAGAAUCGCCACCACUGAAGCCGACAUUGAGUGGGUGCAGGGCGCUAUUGACAAACCGCUUUUGCAUGAUUUGACGGCGGGGACAAGGCCGUUGAGGCGGAUGCGGCGGCGGCGGUGGACGCUGAUGGAGGGGAAACAACGACGAAGCCGAUGAUCGGAGAGGGUCAUACUAUGUGUGGUGGAGUCGGUGGGCUCCCUUUAUUAAUAUAUAUGAGCUUUUUAUGAAAAUAAAUAUUUAUUUAUUUU